AUGUCGGACCCGGCGUGGGCUCCUGUCAACGAGACUGCCUCAGAUAUAUGGGGCGAGGAAGCCAAUAUCGAUGGAGUUGCCAUUGCAACUACUGCUUAUGGAGUUCAUCUUACAUUAUUCUUUCUAUGUUUCAACUUGCUGUGGGAUUCCAGAAAGCGACAGCCGACCUAUGCUUACUCCUUCCUUGCAUACAUUUCUGCGUUGGUGGUCUUUGGAUCGAUUGGCAUUGGCGCUACAGUCAAGUUCAAUCAAGAGACCUACGUCAAUAAUCGUAACUUUCCCGGUGGUCCUGAGGCUUACAAUGUGGAGGAAUAUGGUGUUCCGUACAGUAUCGUUGGGACUGGUGCUUAUAUUGUCAACAGCUGGCUGCAAGAUGGUCUACUGAUAUAUCGCUUUUAUAUCAUGUGGGGUGGUCAUUGGUUGUCAAUGACAAUUCCUCUGCUCGUCUACUUAGUCUCCAUCAUCAUGUCGUGCUUUCUUCUUGCUCAGCUUGUGCACCCUGGAGGAACAAUAUGGCAGGCUUCUAGUGUCAACUUUGCGCUUGGAUACUGGUCAACAUCGAUUGCAAUGAGUGUCUUGCUCACCCUCCUCAUUAUCGCACGCCUUCUUUACGCUCGUUACCGGUUGCGCAAUAUGCUUUCUUCGGCCCACCUCGCACCAUUUCUUUCAGUGUCAGCCAUGCUUGUGGAAUCUGCGGCACUCUAUACUGCAUUUGCUCUACCGUUCAUCAUAACUUAUGCCAAGGGCAAUUCAGCGAACUUUCUUUUUCUGGCACCUCUCGGUCAAAUACAGUCGAUCGCGCCGUUGUUGAUCAUUCUCCGUGUCGCGCAAGGUCGUGCCGCUACUAGGGCGACAAUGCAGGAAACCAUAACAAAAAUUGGUGAGGGAAUGCGGUUCGCAGAUGGCACACAGGUGUCGGUUCCUUCAGCCACCGCAAUCGAAUUAUAUUCUAUAGGCACCCCAGGAGGGGAGGCUAGUACCGCUACUGUAAAGGCUUCGUCAGCUCUUUCUGAAUAUAAUUACGACCAACCACUAUGAAUCCUAUCGACACUGCCCAAUGCGGCUUUUUGGAGCUCAGGAUCUGUUUGCAGGAUCACGAAGGUUGCAGGAUCGUGCAUGUACAUAUUUAAGUUUCAAUCGCUGUUCGUGGUGCAUGUAGCGAUACACAAGAUCUAGAGCUGUCUCUGCGUGCUCAGAUCUCCAUGUUGAGGCAAAAUGGCUCUACAUAUGGACAUUUAUACUCCUGUAUGCCAUCAUGGUUUGAGCAGACCACAGAGUAGCCAUCACUACCUGUAAGCAGUUCCGU
Molecule: messenger RNA, 1306 nt
Organism: Somion occarium
Lineage: Eukaryota; Fungi; Basidiomycota; Agaricomycetes; Polyporales; Cerrenaceae
Source: the annotation of a GenBank genome assembly